AUGACCACUCAGAUCCUAGGUGUCCCGGCAUCUGUGCCCCUGUACUUCACAGCCACGGCGCUGGCGAAGCUUGCUCACCAGGAUGGAGAGGUGGCGAUCGUGAAGGCGGCCAAGAAGGCUGGCGUGCCCUACAUGCUUCCAACUCUCAGCUCUUACACUCUUGAUGAGAUGCUGGCGGCACGGACCCCGGACCAGCAGGUGUUCUCCCAGCUGUACGUGAACCCAGAGCGCUCGAGGUCCGAGGAGUACGUCAAGAAGCUGGAGGACGCGGGUGUCAAGGCGCUCUUCGUCACUGUAGACGCACCCCAGCUCGGCCGCCGUGAGAAGGACAUGAGGAACAAGUUCACCCAGCAGGGCUCGGAUGUCCAGGGCGACGAUGAGGACGAGGGUGCUGUGGACCGUUCCCAGGGUGCUACCCGCGCCAUCAGCAGCUACAUCGACCCUGGCCUCAACUGGGAGGACGUGCCGUGGCUCAAAAGCAUCACGAAGAUGAAGGUGCUGCUGAAGGGCGUGCAGUGCGCCGAGGAUGCCGUGUCCGCUUACAAGGCUGGUUUGUCAGGCUGCGUGUUGUCCAACCACGGCGGCAGGCAGUUGGACACCUGCCGCCCGGGCAUUGAGGUGCUCCCCGAGGUCAUGGAGGGCCUCAGAGAGGCUGGCGCCACCAAGGAGAACUUCGCCGUCUUCAUCGACGGUGGCGUGCGCCGUGGCGGCGAUAUCUUCAAGGCCGUGGCGUUGGGCGCGCAGGCAGUGGGUGUGGGCCGCCCGGUCCUCUACUCCCUUGCCUCUUACGGCAUGAACGGCAUCGUCCGAAUGGUCCACAUGCUCCAGGAUGAGCUCCAGAUG
This is a messenger RNA of Symbiodinium necroappetens, 843 nucleotides long. NCBI's taxonomy places the organism in Eukaryota, Dinophyceae, Suessiales, Symbiodiniaceae. The record is from the annotation of a GenBank genome assembly.